AUGUCUGAUGCAAAAAGAAAAUGCCGUCAAUAUAAUAUGACGUAUUUAAAGUUUGGAUUUAUUCCAUUGCCAUCCAACAUACAGCUCCCAAUGUGUUUAAUUUGUAAUAAAGUGUUCUCCAAUGAGGCAAUGAAACCAUCUCGUUUGAAGGAACAUUUGCAAAAAGUUCAUCCUGACAAACAAAAUAAAGAUUUGUCGUUUUUCACAAAUAUUAGGGACAAGUUUCUGAAGGCACCAUCGGUCUCAGGCUUAUUCGCAGGCUCAUCAAAACAAUGCGAUGAUGGUUUGAUUGCUUCUUAUAAUAUAUCGAAAUUGAUAGCAAAAUCGGGAAAAGCCCAUACCAUAGGCGAAGAGUUAAUACUUCCAGCUGUCAAAGAAAUAGCUUUCGACAACAUACAAGUUUACUGUCACCACCUCGAGUCUUUACAUAUGGACUUUUCAGACGUUUUAAGGAUAUUUUGUCGUUGGAAGUUCCUCAAUGGGUCAUGA
Metopolophium dirhodum (rose-grain aphid) is the source of this 489-nucleotide messenger RNA. RefSeq names its product zinc finger BED domain-containing protein 5-like. The record is from RefSeq and is a predicted model, not a curated record. NCBI's taxonomy places the organism in Eukaryota, Metazoa, Arthropoda, Insecta, Hemiptera, Aphididae. Bases 1 to 489 code for a protein of 162 amino acids. The transcript has a single exon.